Molecule: messenger RNA, 1281 nt
Organism: Dovyalis caffra
Lineage: Eukaryota; Viridiplantae; Streptophyta; Magnoliopsida; Malpighiales; Salicaceae
Source: the annotation of a GenBank genome assembly
AUGGUAUCAAUAUUUGCAGGACACAUUGAUCAUUCUGCUAGGGUUAUGCGUGUUAUCACUUGGAAUAGGUCUUUCAAAGGUGUACCCAGUGCUGAAGGUGGGAAGGAUGAACUUGAUUCUGAAGAUUAUGAAACUCAUGCUACCGUUUUGGAUAAGUUGUUAGCAUGGGAAAAGAAACUCUAUGAUGAAGUAAAGGUACAUUGCAUCAUUUAUUGGUUUGGUUUUGACCGCUUGUCCUUCAUAUUGAGUUCUUACCAAGGGGAGCUUAUGAAGCUUGAGUACAAAAGGAAGGUUGCUUUGCUAAAUAAGCAGAAGAAACGUGGUUCUAGUGCAGAAUCCUUGGAGAAAACAAAAGCAGCUGUGAGUCAUCUGCAUACGAGAUAUAUUGUUGACAUGCAAUCCAUGGACUCAACCGUUUCAGAAGUGAAUCAGAUACGUGAUCAGCAGUUGUAUCCAAAACUUGUUGAUCUUGUUGACGGGAUGGCGAAAAUGUGGGCAAGUAUGUGCAUGCAUCACGACAGCCAACUGAAGAUUGUUACAGACCUUAAAUCCCUUGAUGUCAACCAUGCUAUCAAGGAAACAACCAAACACCAUCAUGAGCGCACAAUCCAACUUUGGAAAGUUGUCCAAGGUUGGCAUUCACAAUUCGAAAAGCUUGUGACCCACCAGAAACAAUACAUUCACACUCUUACUAGCUGGUUAAAGCUAAACCUGAUCCCCAUUGAAAGCAGCUUAAAAGAGAAAAUAUCAUCUCCACCGAGAGCCCAGAAUCCCCCAAUUCAACCCCUCCUCCAUUCAUGGCAUGACCUUCUGGAAAAGCUUCCAGAUGAGCUUGCCAAAUCUGCAAUCUCAUCAUUUGCAGCUGUGAUAGAAACCAUAGUGCACCAUCAGGAAGAAGAGAUGAAGCUAAAGGAAAAGUGUGAGGAAACGAGGAAGGAGUUUUUGCGUAAGAACCAGGCAUUUGAGGAAUGGUACCAAAAAUACAUGCAGCGGAGAACCCCAACUGAUGAAACAGAUGCUGAUAGAGGUGAAGACACCAAUCCCAAUCCUGUCUCCGAGAGGCAAUUUGUAGUAGAGAGUUUGAAGAAGAGGCUGGACGAGGAAGUAGAAGCUCACCAGAGACAUUGCCUCCAGGUAAGAGAGAAAUCAGUUGGAAGUCUCAAAAUGCGCUUGCCUGAGCUGUUCCGUGCUAUGUCAGACUAUGCUCAUUCCUGUUCUGAAGCUUACGAGAAACUUAGGUCCAUCACAAACAUGCAGAAGUCAAAUCGUAGUCGUGCAUAA